Molecule: messenger RNA, 1041 nt
Organism: Cynara cardunculus var. scolymus (artichoke)
Lineage: Eukaryota; Viridiplantae; Streptophyta; Magnoliopsida; Asterales; Asteraceae
Product: zinc finger BED domain-containing protein RICESLEEPER 2-like
Exons: 4
Coding region: 1-1041 (346 amino acids)
Molecular function (GO): protein dimerization activity; DNA binding
Source: RefSeq, a predicted model, not a curated record
AUGGUUGAGAUUUCGGAAGAAGAUGAUUUACAAAGUCCUCCACCUCCGUCAAAUAACAACGAGAAGAAAUCGAUUAACCAAUUAAAACCAAGUGUGGAAUUCAAACGUCAAAGAAAACUUACAUCUGAGGAUGGAUUGAAAGAGGUUGAUGAUGCUAUUAUAAAGGUUAGAAAUAUUGUGAAGUACUAUAAAGGUUCACAAUCUAGGAGGCAAAGGUUUUUAAGUAGUGUUGCACAUGUAGAGCUACAAUCUUCAAGGGGUUUAAGACAAGAUGUUCCCACUCAAUGGAACUUGACUUACAUUAUGUUGGAUUCAGUUUUGUACUAUAAAAAAGCUUUUAUUCAUUUGGCAAAAACUGAUGCUAAUUAUUUGCAUUGUCCAACAAGUGAUGAGUGGGGAAGAAUUGAAAGGACUUUCAAGUUCUUAAAGGUUUUCUACGAGGUAACUUGUGCAUUUUCUGGCUCUAAAUAUAUUACUACCAAUCUUUAUUUUGCUAAUGUUUUGACGGUUAGAGUGUUGUUACACAAAGAAAAAGAUAGUGAUGAUACUUUCGUGAAAAACAUGGCUAGUCGGAUGUAUGAGAAGUUUGAGAAAUAUUGGGCUAAUUUUAGCACAGUUAUGGCAUUUGCGGCUGUUUUGGAUCCUCGUUAUAAAUAUCAUAUUGUUGAAUGGGGUUAUGAGAAGUUUAUAGGCACGAACUUCGAUACCUUUUCAAAUAAGGUGACUUCUCAAGCUGUAAAAUCUGAACUUGAAUGUUAUUUAGAGGAAAAGCUCAUGCCUCGUGUGAACAAUCUAAACAUUUUGGACUAUUGGAAAACUUAUGAGGUUAGGUAUCCGACUCUUGCUCGGAUAGCUAGGGACAUCUUAGCUAUCCCUAUCUCAACAGUGGCAUCUGAAUCUGUUUUUAGCAUUGGCGUACAAAUGGAAGCGCAUCUUGAGGCGCUAUGUGGAGCAAUCAUGACAGAGAAGAUAGAAGAUCAAGAAGAAAGUAAUAUCGAGAGUGAAGUUAGGGUUGAUGAAAGUGGAAGUCGAGUUACUUAG